Peronospora belbahrii is the source of this 585-nucleotide messenger RNA. NCBI's taxonomy places the organism in Eukaryota, Oomycota, Peronosporomycetes, Peronosporales, Peronosporaceae. The record is from the annotation of a GenBank genome assembly.
AUGUUUGAUAGCCACUGCACCGCUGUCACAGAUUACUCCAACGAAAAAAUUGGGUUGGAGAUUUUCUUCGACAUUAAGGACGGUAAUUCGAUGGUUCGGUCGUAUUCACACGUAGAUAUCACGUUUAAACCUGUUCUGCCUCUCUACAUCAGUUCAAUUCCAUUUUCGAUGGAAUAUAGAAUCAAACACGAUGAUUCCGCUUCUCUGAACGUCUAUGCAAGGUGUUUGUUCUACGCUAAUGCACACACGACCUAUUCUCUCACGGUGUUGUUUGAGCUAGUAGGUGGUAUGAAGAAUCUGAUUAAUUUGAAGAAACUUAACGAUGACGUAAAGAUUGGAGAGGACAGUUAUGAAUUGUACGAUGGAAUUUUUGGAAAUUUUGAUGGAUACAUUUUUGUGGCGAUUAAGGGUAACAGGCGUCUUAACAUUGACUUCAAUGGUUUUUUCAAAGCGCUCCCGAAAAACUCUAAGAUUAAUUCGAACCAAUAUCUGUACAGUUUGUCUGUGGGCUCACAGGUCGUUCAGGGUUCAGGCACGGUAAAAUUCACAGGCUUCUCGGCUGCUGUCAACUACCUCUCACACUGA